This is a messenger RNA of Ogataea philodendri, 372 nucleotides long. RefSeq lists its product as uncharacterized. The transcript has a single exon. The record is from RefSeq and is a predicted model, not a curated record. Lineage: Eukaryota; Fungi; Ascomycota; Pichiomycetes; Pichiales; Pichiaceae. The coding region runs from base 1 to 372 and encodes 123 amino acids.
AUGAUUUUGAACGCUCCCUGGCCAAACCGCGGCAGCUUGAAGUCGGUGGCCCACAGAAGAUCGUUGUUGGAGAAUAUGAUGGGCACAGCCGGAACAGACGUUGAUUUCGUUCUGCGGGUGCCCAGCAGACCGUUUUCCGAGUUCAGCAGGUCCAAGACGAUCUGGAUGUCCGACCCCAUGUCUCUCGGGUCGUUGAACACGAGAAUCGAGUCGAUCGGCUCGUUUGUCCCGCCAACAGCUACCCGACUCAGCUCGGGGUCCAACCCCCACUCGUCAACCUCGUGGGUCGUAUACUUGUGGAACGGCCAGAUACUUGGGUUCGCCUUGAUCAGGUCAAUAGGUCUUAACACCUCCUGGAACCCAUACUCCUGA